Molecule: messenger RNA, 1623 nt
Organism: Bacillus rossius redtenbacheri
Lineage: Eukaryota; Metazoa; Arthropoda; Insecta; Phasmatodea; Bacillidae
Gene: sau
Product: Golgi phosphoprotein 3 homolog sauron
Biological process (GO): Golgi vesicle budding; Golgi organization; retrograde vesicle-mediated transport, Golgi to endoplasmic reticulum
Cellular component (GO): trans-Golgi network; cytosol; Golgi cisterna
Molecular function (GO): phosphatidylinositol-4-phosphate binding
Source: RefSeq, a predicted model, not a curated record
UUAAAAGUAGAAAGGUGUGUUGAUGUUGGUAGUGUGAAUGGUUGGUAAAAGUCAACACCAAGUUCAUGACGUAUAACACUGUAGUUUUGGAAAGUGGAACGUAGUUUUCUAUCAUUUUGGUUAAGUGUAAUUAAAAAUAUGAAUCGAAGUGAUGGUCUUGUUCAAAGACGAAAUGUAUCGCGAGAGAAUGGAGCUAUCUCUAAAGAUUCUCAAGAGUCAGACGAAAAGAAAUCGGAACGUGAAGAAGAGGUAGAAGAUGGGGAUUCAAAAGAGACGAGACUGACACUUAUGGAAGAAGUUUUAUUGUUGGGCUUGAAAGACAAAGAAGGCUAUACUUCGUUCUGGAACGACUGCAUAUCGAGUGGAUUGCGAGGCUGCAUACUGAUCGAGCUGGGCCUGCGUGGGCGGGUGGAACUGGAGAAGGCAGGCAUGCGGCGGAAGAGCUUACUUAACCGCAAGGUGGCACGUGAAGAGAGACGCCCACCGGGGGAUGUUCUGCUGGACGAAGCACUGAAGCACAUGAAGGAGACGGAUCCACCAGAGACUGUUCAGAGCUGGAUAGAGUACCUCAGUGGUGAAACUUGGAAUCCCUUGAAACUUCGCUACCAGUUGAAGAAUGUGAGGGAAAGACUAGCAAAGAAUUUGGUCGAGAAAGGUGUGCUCACCACUGAGAAACAAAAUUUCCUGUUGUUUGACAUGACCACACACCCUCUCACAGACAACGUUGCCAAGUCUAGACUUGUUAAAAAGGUUCAAGAUGCAGUGUUGGGCAAGUGGGUGAAUGAUCCUCAUCGCAUGGACAAGCGACUAUUGUCCUUGAUCUUCCUGGCGCAUGCUUCUGAUGUCCUGGAGAAUGCAUUUGCACCUCUCAACGAUGACGACUACGAGCUGGCCAUGAAGCGAGUGCGUGAACUGUUGGACCUGGACUUUGAAGCUGAGAGCAUGAAGUCCAACACCAAUGAAGUGAUUUGGGCUGUUUUUGCUGCAUUUACUAAAUGAAACAACUGACCUGUUGCAGAACUGUCCUAUGCAUUAAAGAUUUGCAGGAAAUUCCCUUAAAGUACUUUUUUGUUUUUCCAAUUGUGACGUUCUAAAAUUGUUAAUGACCAAUUAUUGGUAUGUCUUCUUUGUAUAUAUAUUAGUGGACAAGAUUUUACUGGAAGUACAUUCACUUAUUUGUAUUUAUUUUCAUGCACUCUUCUUCACGUUGUGUUAUGUAUGAUUUUGACAUAAAUUUUAUGGAAAGUCGAUUGAUUUACAAUAUUAGUUGUGCAAAUAAUUUCUUGCUACAUAUUUUAUGAUCAUUUGUGUUUGUAAAAUUCCCAUUUAGUUUGUAUAGAUUAUUGUGAGUGUUUUGUGUACAUAUUAGGAAGAAUGAGGAUGUGUGUGUGUGUGUGUGAUGCUGCAGCACUUGCUACGCACUAGUGCAGUGCUAGAUUUAAUUGCAGUUUGUUUAAAAUGUUUUUGCUGUAUUAUAUUUAGGUUGUAGUUAUAUUUUAUAUAAUUGUAAUAUUGUUUGUAUAAAAAUAAUUUUUAUGAGAUGCCCUCAACAAAUGAUUUUAAAAUUAUAUAUGUAGUAAUGUUGUAUAUUUCCAGGUUAUUAAAGUAUUUUCCAUAAUGAGA